Messenger RNA from Fonsecaea pedrosoi CBS 271.37, 708 nucleotides. RefSeq lists its product as uncharacterized. NCBI's taxonomy places the organism in Eukaryota, Fungi, Ascomycota, Eurotiomycetes, Chaetothyriales, Herpotrichiellaceae. The transcript has 2 exons. The coding region runs from base 1 to 708 and encodes 235 amino acids. The record is from RefSeq and is a predicted model, not a curated record.
AUGACCUCGGUACGGGCAGAUGGGACUGAGGUCGGGCGCGACCUCGACAGACUCUACUACCCGUGGGUGUAUAAGACACUCAAUAAAUACGUCCAGGGAGGCCACACCCUGGACGACCGAAUCGAAGGAAUCGUCCUAACAAUGUCGAGAGCCCUGCGAAGAGCCGUUCGAGCAUCGGAAGUCUGGAACGCGGUGCUCAUGAGGAAACGGGUGCCAAAGGCAAACGACCUCCUCUACCGGCUGCUACUCGACAAGGUGCUGACGGGCGCCAAAUUGUUAUGGACUGGAGAAGAGGGCGUGGACAUGCCCCAGAGAUGGCCAGGAGCAGACCAUCAUCCACUUGCGGUCUGGCAAGAGAUGCGGGCGAUUCACCUCGCCGCGACAAGGACCCGACGCCAAGGGCCAUUUGUUGCCCCCAUCCCGACAACCCGUGAGGAGCUGCUGGGAUUUAUGGCGAUUGGCCCACCGGGUCUGACAAAUCGACACGACAAGGCGAGAUGGCACACACUCUACUCGGAAGCGGUGUGGCAGAUCUGGAAGCUCUACCUCAACAACCAAUUCCGGGAAGAGAACUUCACGGCACAGGGGGCAGUCCAAGUAUACCGUGGGGCCAUCCAAUCUCGAAUUAUGAUGGACAGGGCGUUGACUUUCAACCCCAAAAGGAGCGACUUUCGCACUCAGAAUCGGGCGGGGUUCUCCAAAGUCUAG